Molecule: messenger RNA, 2100 nt
Organism: Leptomonas pyrrhocoris
Lineage: Eukaryota; Euglenozoa; Kinetoplastea; Trypanosomatida; Trypanosomatidae
Exons: 1
Coding region: 1-2100 (699 amino acids)
Source: RefSeq, a predicted model, not a curated record
AUGGCGUCCACGAACCAGGGAAUUGAUGUGAUCAUCCGCAGGAUCACGGCGGAGCAGGCAGUCGAACUCACGCCGCAGCGGUGGUCGCGGCUGAAGAGUCUGCCACCGGAGGAUGUGCUACCGCAGAGUAAGUACGUGGAACUGCUGUGUUACACCGCUCGCCGCAUCCUCGUGAAAAUCGAAGAGGCUGGCUUCAACGCCGAGACGUGGAGGUCGUACACGGACUUCUUCACGCAGGCUAUUGUGGCCUACGGCACGGAUGACAUGAAGUCCUACCUGCGCAUCAUCGAGCGGCUGCUGACCGCCGUGUUGGGCUUCCCGUCCGUCUCACAGCCGCCGUUGCGGGAGUAUCUGAACUGCGCCGUCUCUCAGAGCACGCAGCGCAAUGCGGAGCUGGCGAUCUACCUGGCCAAACACCCCAGCGGUGAGCCCCCGCAGCUGGAGCGGCAGCCCGAUCUCGAGUACGACGACAACUUUGUGGCGUGCAUCGAGGCAAAGCCGGUGUCAGAGGCAAUGAGAAUACUGGACAAGCUGCCGAGCCAGCUCACGUUUGCGCAUCGGCACGCCAUCAUGCACCUGAAGCUGUGCAACCCAUUACCGAUUCCCGCCUGUGCGUACGUCUCGACGGGCUACUGUUGUGAUACCUGUCACCUGCGCGGCAUCCGAGUGGGGUUUCAAGCGAUGCUGUACGAUGAGGAGGAGGGCAGCGGCAGCAGCAGCGGCGCAGGCGCCUCGACCAGCGUGCGGAGUGACGCGCAGAUCAGCCGAAAGUCGACAUACGGGUUUGACAUUUGCAUGGCGUGUGCGGUUACGUUUUACGCCCAGCAGCGCGAGUGUCUCUUUGCCCUGCUGCGCUCCCCGCACGCACCUUACAGCUUUGGCCACGCCGCAGGGGUCAACAUUUUGCAGGCGCGCUACCAACCUCGCCGCCGCGCCGUCAGUUCCUGCAGCUCCUCCCUCGCCUUCUCGCUGAGUCGCGAGCAUUCCGUGACGGAGGCGAGGCAGCGACCACCGUCGCUCUCGCUCGCUUACACGCCGGAACAGCGUCGGCAGUCAGGGCAGUCCACCUCGCCCUCCGACUCGCCACCGCGGCAGUCGCUGGCCAACCCUGGCAUCCAGGUGGCGCCCUACAACAUCUCGUCCGUCAGCUCCGCCUCCUCGGCGGGCAGCGCGGCGGUGACGCCGAAGCCGCCAGUGCGUCCACCGAGUCGGCGGGUGAGCAGCGGCCACAGCUGCCACAGUGCGCCGCCUCUACCGUCCACGCGGUGUACGACACAGGACGUCGUCUGCAUCACGCUGAGCGUGACGAUCGCCCCGUACGGGGCCCGCCCCAUCGCCUGGGUCCUCAGCCGCGCGGAGAAGUUCGUGCACCUCAACACGAUGGAGGACGUGCUGCUCAAACGGCUCGGCCCGGCGUCGCAGUGGCGCUCCUUCGUGAAGAUGGAGAGCGCGACAGCACGGCGCCGGCGACAGGUAAGUGCGGCGCGGAGUCCCCCCUCAGCGCGGGCCGGUGCGUCGUCCUUCCAGGCGCCGGCGGCUCCCGCCCGGGGGUUUUCCUUCUCUGCCCCCACCCCGUGCUUGGAAGACUCCCCGCGAGAUUUGAUGGCGACGCAGACGCCGCCGCUGGGACAGGAAGGCCAACGCCACCACGACGGUAUUUCGAGCCGCAGCAGCAGCACUGCCGCCGAUGCAGAGGAUGAGCUGUGCGCCAUUUGCCUCUGCCCCUUCGAGGGCGAGGAGCCGGUGAUCGAAACGAAGUGUCACCACUGGUUUCACGUCACCUGCAUUGAGGAGUACUUUCGCAUGGCCGAGGACGUGUGCCCGCUGUGCCGCGCCGAGCACGUGUUGCCUGACAUGAGCCGCGCUACCGCCUUGAAGAGCAACGCCUUCACGAUUGAGAUGGAGUUGACGGAGGCGCAGCAGCAGAUGCCGUAUGUGGAUGUCUGCGUUGGCGCGGUGGUCACUCGCGACGGCAACUACCGCAACGCCACGAGCAUCGCCGCGGCGCAGUGCGUGCGGGUGUUUCAGAAUCAGCUGCGCGGCUAUCAAACGGAGUCGCCCCACAAAACAGAGACGACGCGCCCUGCCACGGAAACGUAG